CGCCUCCCCCGGCCGGGGCGGCUGGCGAGCACUGAGUCGCUGGGCACGCGGGGCUGCCGCGGCGCGCCUCUCGUGGGCUCAACCCGCGGAGAGUCUUAGCAAGCAGCCACGAGGGCUAGAUCCCAGGGAUGAGAAUGUCCAGGGGAGAUGUGAGCCCGGCGGGGCUCCCGCCCACCUGUCGCUGAAGCGCGCCCCCCGCCCCAGGCCCAGCAUGCGCCUGUCGGUGCGGAGGGCACUGCUGGCAGCCGGCUUCGCCCUGACCCUGGUGCUGGCGGUCCAGCUGGGGCAGCAGGUGCUGGAGUGCCGGGCGGCGCUGGGCCCCCGGCGGGCCAUGCGGCCGGAGCAGGAGGACCUGGUGAUGGUGGGCACGGACCACGUGGAGUACCGCUACGGCAAGGCCAUGCCGCUCAUCUUCGUGGGGGGCGUGCCCCGGAGCGGCACCACGCUCAUGCGUGCGAUGCUGGACGCCCACCCCGAGGUGCGCUGCGGGGAGGAGACCCGCAUCAUCCCCCGCGUGCUGGCCAUGCGCCAGGCCUGGUCCAAGUCGGGCCGGGAGAAGCUGCGGCUGGACGAGGCGGGUGUGACAGACGAGGUGCUAGACGCCGCCAUGCAGGCCUUCAUCCUGGAGGUGAUCGCCAAGCACGGAGAGCCGGCCCGCAUCCUCUGCAACAAAGACCCCUUCACGCUCAAGUCCUCUGUCUACCUGUCGCGCCUGUUCCCCAACUCCAAGUUCCUGCUGAUGGUGCGGGACGGCCGGGCCUCCGUACACUCCAUGAUCACCCGCAAGGUCACCAUUGCCGGCUUCGACCUCAGCAGCUACCGUGACUGCCUUGCCAAGUGGAACAAGGCCAUUGAGGUGAUGUACGCCCAGUGCAUGGAGGUGGGCAAGGACAAGUGCCUGCCCGUGUACUACGAGCAGCUGGUGCUGCACCCCCGGCGCUCCCUCAAGCUCAUCCUCGACUUCCUCGGCAUCGCCUGGAGCGACGCCGUCCUGCACCAUGAGGACCUCAUCGGCAAGCCCGGCGGCGUCUCCCUGUCCAAGAUCGAGCGAUCCACAGACCAGGUCAUCAAGCCCGUGAACCUGGAAGCUCUCUCCAAGUGGACUGGCCACAUACCUGGGGAUGUGUUGAGGGACAUGGCCCAGAUCGCCCCCAUGCUGGCUCGGCUCGGCUAUGACCCCUAUGCAAACCCGCCCAACUACGGCAACCCCGAUCCCAUCGUCAUCAACAACACACACCGGGUCUUGAAAGGGGACUAUAAAACACCAGCCAAUCUGAAAGGCUAUCUUCAGGUGAACCAGAAUAGCACCUCUUCCCACCUAGGAAGCUCAUGAUUUCCAGAUCUUUGCAAAUGGCUUUGUUGCCAGAAGAGAAGAAACUUUGCAUUUGAGUGGAAAUCGGACCUCUAAUCCAAGCAUAUUGCUUGCUAUUAAUCGCCAAAACAGGACUGCUCACGAGGAAUGUAUUUGCAUAUGUUUGCAAAAGCUGAAUCAUUGAAAACUUAACCUUGAAACACUCUAUCUUAGGAUAGUCUGGGGUAGAGAACCAAGAGUGUGGAGGUAGUCCGGCUUUUGAAACUUAGGUAUUUUAUAUUUUUCCCCUCGAGAAGUUUUUUUUAAGAAAUGGAUUUUCCAUUCUCCUUAAUUUGCAGGACUGCCUUGGUGGCUUUGUUUGCUGGGACAAGGCCCACCACCCGUGCCUCUCCUGUUGACCCUUACUUUUGAAUUCAAAGAAUCUAUUUAAGAAUUUAAUAUAUGAGGCUUUCUUUGAUGGCUCCUCGGGUCUACUCACAGAGAAAAAAAUAUAUAUAUUAUUUGAAUAAACUGAACAGGGACUCA
This is a messenger RNA of Balaenoptera acutorostrata (minke whale), 1837 nucleotides long. RefSeq names its product tyrosylprotein sulfotransferase 2 (gene TPST2). Bases 212 to 1333 code for a protein of 373 amino acids. The record is from RefSeq and is a predicted model, not a curated record. Gene Ontology annotation, molecular function: protein-tyrosine sulfotransferase activity. NCBI's taxonomy places the organism in Eukaryota, Metazoa, Chordata, Mammalia, Artiodactyla, Balaenopteridae. The transcript is spliced from 7 exons. Gene Ontology annotation, biological process: peptidyl-tyrosine sulfation. Gene Ontology annotation, cellular component: Golgi apparatus.